Culex quinquefasciatus (southern house mosquito) is the source of this 2139-nucleotide messenger RNA. Its product is annotated as cytochrome P450 6a2. The transcript has 2 exons. Gene Ontology annotation, molecular function: heme binding; monooxygenase activity; iron ion binding. Lineage: Eukaryota; Metazoa; Arthropoda; Insecta; Diptera; Culicidae. The record is from RefSeq and is a predicted model, not a curated record. Bases 574 to 2037 code for a protein of 487 amino acids.
CCAUCGGGGUUUGAGUGUAGUUUUUUUAAUGAUCUGAUUAGCAGAAUUAUCCCCAAUAGUCCGGAUAAUCGAGUUUUGUUUUCAAUUGGUAGUUCGUGUUGUUUAUAGUUUCGAGAAAUUUUGAAAUACAAAACGAUCACAAUUCGAUGCCUCUGUGCUCUCUUGUGCUAAGCUUGCUGGGAUUCAUAUCUAGUUAGCAUAAGAGGGUACAGAGGCGUCGAAUUGUAAACGUGUUGUCAUUAUGUUUUCGAUUAGUUUAUUUGUGAUGGGCUUUCAAAAAACAAUGCCAAUACGUUAUUAAGAAUUAAGGUUACUUAGUGUUAAGCUUGUCUGCAGUACUAGAUAAGAAACUAAAGUUAUGCAUUUUUAGGACAUACUGACACACCUUUAUCAUGUUAUCGUAAAUUUGUUUUGUUAUCUCUUGAUAUUUUGGCAAUGCAGUGGAUUUCUUGUUCUCCACAAACAAAGCUACUUUCGACAUUAUCAGUUGUUUGACUGUAUUCAGUAGCUACUAACCACUUAGUAGCAGUACCAGCGUCAGUUUGGCCUGAGCUGGUCAGUUUCGUGGUCAAGAUGUUCCUCAUUACACUUUUUAUAACUUUAUUUUUUCUAAGUAUAACCUUCAUCAAGUACAAGUUUUCUUACUGGUCACGUCAAAAUGUCCCUUACAUCGAGCCUAACUUCCCGUACGGAAACUUUAAAGAUUCCGGCCGGAUAUCAAUCGCGGACAUUUCAGCUCAGCAGUACAACGAAAUGAAGAGCCGCGGGAAAUUCUUCGGGAUGUUCUUCUUCCUACAACCGAUCGUGAUGAUCACGAAUCUUGACCUGAUCAAGACGAUUCUCAUCAAGGACUUCAACUACUUCCCGGAUCGUGGCGUGUACCACAAUCUUAGGGAUGACCCCCUAAGUGGUCACUUGUUCAGCAUCGAGGGCAACAAGUGGCGAUCAUUGAGGACUCGGCUGACGCCGACGUUCACCUCGGGCAAGAUGAGGAUGAUGUUUCCGACCUUGAAGGCCGUUGGGGAUAACUUUGGCGCGUUUUUGGAGAGUGCUGUUGGCGGUGGGAUCGAGAUGGAACUGAAGGAUGUUGUGCAACGAUUCACCACGGAUGUGAUCGGAAGUUGUGCCUUUGGAAUUGAGUGUAAUACCUUUGUGGAUGGGAAUAGUCAGAUUAGAAGUGUUUCUCGGUUGAUCUUCGAUAGUCCGAAGCAUUCCGGGAAGAAGCGAUUGUUGUUGAAGCUUUUCCCGGAAAUUGGCAAUAAGCUACGUAUCAAGCAGUUGAACGAGAAUGCUACUGAUUUCUUUCAGAAGCUUGUCGGUGACACGAUCACCUACAGAGUUAAAAACUCAACAGAUAGGAACGAUUUUAUGAGCUUGCUGAUCGGAUUGAUGAACAAGGGCGAACUUACGUUGGACGAAGCUGCGGCGCAAUCGUUGAUAUUCUUCCUGGCAGGACUUGAGACGUCCUCUUCGAACCAGACCUUCUGCUUGUACGAACUUGCACUGAAUCAGGGUUAUCAACAGAAAGCUAGAGAAUGCAUUCUUGAAGCGAUGGAGAAGCAUGGUGGAUUAACGUACGAAGCUGUUAGCGAUAUGCAGUUCUUGGAUCAGUGCAUCAAUGAAACCCUUCGCCUGUACCCAGCGGUCCCAGUUUUGGAACGAAAAACCUUCCAAAAUUAUCAAAUUCCCGGAACUAAAGUAAUCAUCCCUAAAGGAAUGAAAGUUCACAUCCCAGUGUACGGAAUUCAACGAGACGAACAGUACUAUCCAAAUCCCACGGUAUUCAACCCGGAUCGAUUUUACCCGGAUGCAGUGGCCAAGCGGCAUCUGUGUGCCUUCCUGCCGUUUGGUGAAGGUCCACGGAUCUGCAUCGGGUUGCGAUUUGGAAUGCUUCAAUCGCGGUUGGGUUUGGCGACUGUGCUGAGCCGGUUUCGGAUUAUGCCGUGCUCGCAAACGACGAUUCCGCUGGAGUACUCGACCAAAUCUACUGUUCUGCAGGCCAAGGGGGGACUGUGGCUCAAAGUGGAACCAUUGUAAGUUGUAAGUGAUUGUGCUUUCUUUAUAGUGUUGACAUAUUUAGAUAUUUAUUUUCGAAUAAAAGUUAUUCAGGAGAAAAUUAUAAACAUCACGGUGACGAAU